Messenger RNA from Radiomyces spectabilis, 1356 nucleotides. RefSeq names its product cytoskeletal-regulatory complex EF hand-domain-containing protein. The transcript is spliced from 6 exons. Gene Ontology annotation, biological process: actin cortical patch assembly; endocytosis; actin filament organization. The record is from RefSeq and is a predicted model, not a curated record. The coding region runs from base 1 to 1356 and encodes 451 amino acids. Gene Ontology annotation, cellular component: nucleus; plasma membrane; actin cortical patch. Gene Ontology annotation, molecular function: protein binding; calcium ion binding. NCBI's taxonomy places the organism in Eukaryota, Fungi, Mucoromycota, Mucoromycetes, Mucorales, Radiomycetaceae.
AUGAGUGCAAUCACAGCUGCAGAGAAACAGAAAUAUGCCGAAAUCUUCCAUGCGCGAGGAAACGUCAAUGGUUACAUGUCAGGACAAACGGCAAGAGAUGUGCUUCUUGAUUCUAACUUACCGGCCAACCGCUUAGAACGCAUCUGGGAUUUGGCGGAUAUCGACAAGGAUGGUUGUCUUGACUUUGAAGAGUUUUGUGUCGCUAUGCACUUGACAUUUGACUGUAUCAAUGGAGCUGAAACCCCCAUGAGCCUUCCACCUUCGCUCGUCCCGUCCACCAAAGCUCAUCUGGUGCCGAACGGUCAAGUGUACCCGCAAGCAACAGGAUAUCAGCAACCGAUGGCGACUGGAUAUCAGCAGCCCCAACCUACAGGCUAUCAGCAGCCGCAAAUGACAGGAUAUCAACAGCCUCAACCCACAGGUUAUUCUCCGUAUCAACAACCACAAUCCACAGGCUACCAACAACCUCAACCUACGGGAGUGAUGCCCCAAUAUACUGGAUAUUCAUCGUCUCCGACAACCGUGGAAUUCAGUUGGGACAUGUCACCGCAAGAUAUGACAUCCUACCAAAAUAUCUAUUCGAAAUAUGCAAACGGUUCCGGCAAAGUCAAAUUUGGACAAAUGGAAGAUUUCUACGCUACGUUGGGUCUCUCACGUACAGACUUGACCAAUGCUUGGACUCUCGUGGAUGUGAAUCAUACACAUGCACUGACACAAGAUCAAUGUCUUGUGUUUUUCCAUAUCCUUAACCAGCGUACACGUGGGGCAACCAUUCCCAAAGAUCUUCCUCCUGAUCUUCACGCUGCUUUUGCUGGCGAAUAUGCAGCUGAUCUUGGUGAUCGGCCAGGAUCGGGCUCCGGUGCACGCAAGGGCAACUCCACAUCCAUGUCGAAGAGUGCGCAGUUGGCCGAUAGUUAUGUCAAUCGUUUGGGGGUAGCAAGUACAUCGCUUAGUUCCAAAGGAUCUUCGGUCAAGGGAAACAAAUACGAUGAAGAGGAGAUGUUGAAACGGGAACUCCGAGAGUUGAAGGAGCGUGUGAAGGAGGCAGAACGUCGACGUGAUGAAGCAAAGAAUACGGAAGAAGACUCCUAUGAAUCGUUUGCGUCGCGUCCUUUGCGAGACCAGUUCCAAGCAUUGUACGAUUACAAAUUGAGACAACUGACGGAUCAAGCGGAUGUGGAAGAUAAAGUACGAAAGCAGGAACGCGAUAUUGAAGCCGCACGUGAUGCUGUGCGUCGUUUAAAUCGGAUUGUCGAUGAUGUACGGAGCAAGAAGCGUGAGUUGGAGGCGUUAUUAGAAGAACGCCGUUUGGAAGUACAAAAGACCAUGCGUCAGUUAGAAGAAGAGAGAGCUUAG